AUGCUCAAGGCCCCCAACUUCAGGGACUCGGCCCCUGAAUUGAUUCCAUUCGAGCGCUAUGAACCGCUAGAUCCAGGUCUCUCUGUCAGCCAAGGGUGGGAGUCAAGGGCCAAGGAGGUGGAUAACUCAUUGAGGCAGCGCCGUAACUCUAGAGGCCAAUCAAGAUGCGCCUCUGACGACCGAGCCUCUCAGAGACAGCAGCGAGCGUAUCCCUGUUUCGCCGUCCGAGGGGGUGCGGAGCGAACAAGGUGCGAGUCUUGCGAGAGUCUAGCUCCAAGAAGAGAGCGAAACGAACGACCAGAGACGUCUGCGGCCUGA
Messenger RNA from Fusarium proliferatum ET1, 318 nucleotides. RefSeq lists its product as uncharacterized. The transcript has 2 exons. Lineage: Eukaryota; Fungi; Ascomycota; Sordariomycetes; Hypocreales; Nectriaceae. Bases 1 to 318 code for a protein of 105 amino acids. The record is from RefSeq and is a predicted model, not a curated record.